CAUGGCUUCAUAGGUAUGUAGAAGCUGUAAAAUAUUGGUGUUGUAUCGUAGGUCUGAUCUCAUAUACUCAAUCGAUUGUCAUAAGGCGAACAAAUAAUGAAGUUAUAUUUACUCUGUACAUAACUGUCCCAUCACUGACUACUCCGUAGUAUCGCAUUGUUGCUUAAUCAUCAGAUCAAUCACAGCCAUUGUUCAUUAUCCCUCGCUUUACCGUCAGCCUUGCGCAAACACAUAAAACCCACUAUUAAAAACAAAGCUAUGAGAUCAUUAGCUUGAACUCCUCCAACCACAUUGUAUCCGCCAGCAUCACUCAGCGGGUGCUGAAAGUUAUAGUGCGACGCGUAUGAAAUGUCAGACGAUACAACUUGUCCACCACCACCGGCGCUUCCGCUGCCGCCUGCUCCCCACAAGAAACAGUUAAAAGAAUCUCCCUUUAUAUUAAAGGUGAGAAGCGCGCCAGCAGAGUGGUUCUACCUGCCUCCCGAGCCUCCAGCCCAAGUCGAUCUCUUUGAGCCACCAACAGGGCCUUACUUCGUGUACGGAACAUUGAUAGAUCCAAGAAUGCUAGCCGAUGUCCUUGGAGUGCAAGAAAAGCCCGAGCUGCGACCCGCAAAAAUCGUAGGCUACUCCCGUCAACUCUGGGGACAGUAUCCUGCUAUGCAAGAAGGCCCGCAAGGUGCAGAUGUCAGUGGUGCUGUCUAUCAUGUGCAGUCUGUUGCUCAAGCGAAGAGAUUGGCGGAGUAUGAGACAAACAGCUACAGAGCCAAGCCAUGCCUUAUUCAGUAUACAGAUGGAAAGGAACCUGCUGAGGACCUUGGUCAUGUUUUCAUGUUUGUCGGUAACCCAAGGGAUCUACAACCGGGGGAUUUCGAUCUGGAAAAAUGGUUGAAGCGGAUGGGCCGAGAGCCGGCUUCGUCUUAAUAAAACUCCAUACAGAUAUAAAG
Messenger RNA from Fusarium redolens, 944 nucleotides. RefSeq lists its product as uncharacterized. The transcript has a single exon. The coding region runs from base 349 to 921 and encodes 190 amino acids. NCBI's taxonomy places the organism in Eukaryota, Fungi, Ascomycota, Sordariomycetes, Hypocreales, Nectriaceae. The record is from RefSeq and is a predicted model, not a curated record.